AUGAAGGGAUACCAGGUCUGGAUCGUCGUGUUGGCCCUAGUUGCGGCCAAUCUGCAGUAUGCGACGGCGCAAAUCGACAGUACGGUCAUUAGUCAACGGAGCAGCAUCACCUCUACCAUUACCUCGUUUACCAACAAUGUGCAAAGCAAGGUCUCCGAUUAUACGAACAAGUUGACCAGCAUGAGCAACGACGUUACCUCGCAGCUAUCGUCGGCUUCCCAAACGCUAACCACGUUCUUGUCGGACUCAGUGAUCGGCGCUAGUGCUCUAGCAAUGUCCGAUGUCGUAGCGUCUUUUUCAGCAACUCUGUCCGCUAGCGUAUCGGCCACGGUUACCACUUUGACCGCGGGAUUCACAUCCGUUGGCUCCUGCGUUGCUAACAAGACCCAGCUCUCUGUAAAUGUCGUUUUCAGUGAACUAGUGACUGCCAGCGCGAACGUUACCUCAGCGCUCACUUCGUCGAGCUCCUCGAAUGCCAAUAACUGUCGUGGGAAAUACUCCGGAAACGCGAACGAUUUUGUUGGCCAGUCCGCCAGUAAGUUCCAGGAUUGCCUGAAUGGCGAAAGCACCGAACAGAGCCGUGUUUCGACCAUUCUGAACGACUACAACUCGAUCAUUCGUCAGAAUUAUCAGGCAUUCAACAAUCAGGUACGCUACUGUUCCGGCCUCGGAUCGGUUAGCUCGCGUGCGGAGGUGAAGAGCCAAAUUAAAGCCUGUUUCUUAGCGGUGACCAACGUUGCGGCUCCUAUCUUCAAGGCAACCAUGGCACAGCAAAUUACCUACGUUACGACAAUGCUGCAACUCGAGAUAGUGGCUUCCAACAACCGUGUUAGGUCGUGCAUCUCCCAAGUUUCAGCAACCUACAAAGCAAUGGCCGAUGCCAUCCUUGCUGUUGUCAACAACUGUCUUGUUACAGGACAAUAG
Anopheles cruzii is the source of this 924-nucleotide messenger RNA. RefSeq lists its product as uncharacterized. The transcript is spliced from 3 exons. Bases 1 to 924 code for a protein of 307 amino acids. The record is from RefSeq and is a predicted model, not a curated record. NCBI's taxonomy places the organism in Eukaryota, Metazoa, Arthropoda, Insecta, Diptera, Culicidae.